Rosa chinensis is the source of this 3455-nucleotide messenger RNA. RefSeq names its product calmodulin-binding transcription activator 3. The transcript has 14 exons. The record is from RefSeq and is a predicted model, not a curated record. Gene Ontology annotation, cellular component: nucleus. Gene Ontology annotation, biological process: regulation of transcription by RNA polymerase II. The coding region runs from base 162 to 2762 and encodes 866 amino acids. Lineage: Eukaryota; Viridiplantae; Streptophyta; Magnoliopsida; Rosales; Rosaceae. Gene Ontology annotation, molecular function: protein binding; double-stranded DNA binding; transcription coregulator activity.
AACGCCAGACAUACGUUUACUCUGCACCUAAUCUCUUUAUUUAAACGGGUCUUUCGCAGGCACUCUGUGUCAUUCCAAAAUCUCUUUCUAACCUUCCCAGAAAUAAUAGUGUGCAUUAUAGUUUCAAACUUUUUUUGGCUGAACUACGCAGCAAUAUAUUCAUGGCGGCUAGGAAGCGACAGCGUCUUGAUGAUCAAUUAGAACUUCCGCAAAUACUUUUACAAGCAAAGCAUCGAUGGCUACGUCCUGCUGAAAUUUUCGAAGUUCUUCAAAAUCAUUCAAGAUUUUGUCUUUCGGAGCCUGCAGAUAAGCCAUCGAGUGGAUCAUUGUAUCUUUAUGAUCGGAACGUGCUCAGGUCUUUCAGAAAAGAUGGCUAUAGAUGGAAAAAGACUAAAGAUGGAAAGGCAGUGAAGGAAGCCCAUGAGAGGCUCAAGGCUGGAGGAGUUGAGGCAUUACAUUGCUACUAUGCCCAUGGAGAAGAAAAUGAGAAUUUCCAAAGACGCUGUUAUUGGAUGAUUGAAGAGCCUCUCUCGCACAUAGUUCUGGUCCACUACCGAGAAGUAAAGACUUCUGAAGGUAACUUGUCAUGUUCAUCCAAGUUGCCUAUCAAUCGGAAUAUGCAUUCAGAUACUGCAUAUCAUGCCAGUACUUCAUUCCCUGGAGGAGUCAAUGCAGACGAGUUACUCAAUUCCCUGGGGCCUCCUUGCCAUAUGAAUUUGGAUAAACAAAAUGAUUCUUCUGUGCAUAGGCACUCUGAUAAGCAAAAUGACCCUCGAAUAUUGAAGAAUCUUGACAGUUCUGAUCAAUGUAUGAAUACAGAACUAGGAGACCUGACUGAGCUACAGAUGUCCAGUUCUAGGGACCACUCGAGUACUAUAGCAAAUGAGAAUGGGAAUGAUGGGUCCGGUGCUCUUCAGCCAGUUCAAAUAGCUAUUCCAGGACCUUCUCUAUUCCAGGACCUUCUCUUUAACAUUAUCGAUCUUUCACCAAACUGGGCAUAUGAAAACUCUGAAACAGAGGUUCUUGUUGUGGGAAAGUUCUUGAAGAACCAAGAAUUAGAAAGUUUUAAGUGGUCAUGUAUGUUUGGGGAAGUAGAAGUCCCCGCUGAGGUUGUAGCAGACGGUGUUCUUCGUUGUUAUACGCCCGUACAUAGGGCUGCUAGGAUUCCUUUCUAUGUUACACGUUCCAAUAGGUUACCCUGUAGUGAAGUGAGAAUAUUUGAGUACCGAGUCAACCAAAUUCAAGAUGCGGAAUUUAAGGAUGACGGCUGCGAAGACGAUACACUUGUUAUGCGUUUUGGAAGAAUACUGUCCCCAAGCUUUACGUAUUCAAGUUUUAAUCCACAGGAUAAAUAUAGACAAUAUGAUCCUAUCAGUGUAGUUGAGAAAUUUGAUUUGACUCGUAAAAUUAGUUCAUUGCUAAAAAACGGCAAUGAGGAAAGAGCUGAGAUGAUAAAGCUAUUUCCAGAUGAGUUUUCCUUGGAUAGAGUUAAGGCGCAGUUGCUUCAACAGUUUCUUAAAGACAAGUUUCGUAAAUGGCUCUUGCAGAAGAUGGCUGUUGGUGGAAAUGGCUUAGGGGUACUAGACGAAGGUGGCCAGGGUGUGUUACAUGUUGGAGCUGCUCUUGGCUAUGACUGGGUCUUUUUACCCAUGACAAUGGCUGGAGUUACUGUCAAUUUUCCUGAUGUGAAUGGAUGGACGGCACUUCAUUGGGCAGCUUUUCGUGGCAGAGAGAGCGCAGUUUCUUUGCUCAUCGGACUUGGUGCAGCUCCUGGAGCAUUAACGGAUCCAUGUACCAAAAGUCCCACAGGCAAAACACCAGCGGACCUAGCUUCUGAAAAGGGGUACAAAGGAAUAGCUGCUUAUCUUUCAUCAGUACUUAUACUGGAUAUCAAUGAUGCAAAUUCUGCAGAGAGUCCAAGAGAAAAAUUAGUCCAACCAGUUCCAGAACGAAUUCCAGCUUUUAGCAGCGAUGGGGAUUUAGAUGAUGGGCUUUCCAUGAGGGCCCAUGUAAUAGGUCACCCGGUGAAGAAAAACUAUGGCAUGGGCUGGGCUGGAAGAACUGUUGGGAGACGUGGGAAACGAAGAAGGUUGGGCUACAAGAACGUUUGGAAUGAUUAUGAGAGCCCUUAUAAUAUUAGUUAUGACUUUCUAAAGAUUCAGGCCCAUGUAACAGGUCACCAGGUGAAGAAAAACUAUGGUAUGGGCUGGGCUGUAAGAAUUGUUGGGAUGAUUUUGCGUUGGAGAGGACGAGGGAAACGAAGAAGGUUGGGCUAUAAGAACCUUUGGGAUGAUUAUGAGGGCCCUUAUAAUAUUAGUUAUGACUUUCUAAUGAUUCAGGCCCAUGUAACAGGUCACCAGGUGAAGAAAAACUAUGGUAUGGGUUGGGCUGUAAGAACUGUUGGGAUGAUUUUGCGUUGGAGAGGACGAGGGAAACGAAGAAGGUUGGGCUAUAAGAACCUUUGGAAUGAUUAUGAGGGCCCUUAUAAUAUUAGUUAUGACUUUCUAAAGAUUCAGGCCCAUGUAACAGGUCAUCAGGUGAAGAAAAACUAUGGUAUGGGUUGGGCUGUAAGAACUGUUGGGAUGAUUUUGCGUUGGAGAGGACGAGGGAAACGAAGAAGGUUGGGCCAUAAGAACCUUUGGAAUGAUUAUGAGGACCCUUAUAAUAUUAGUUAUGACUUUCUAAAGAUUCAGCCCCAUGUAACAGGUCACCAGGUGAAGAAAAACUAUGGCAUGGGCUGGCUGGAAGAACUAUUGGGAUGAUUUUGCGUUGGAGAGGACGAGGGAAACGAAGAAGGUUGGGCUAUAAGAACUUUUGGGAUGAUUAUCUGCAGCUUAGUGAGAGCCCUUAUAAGCCCAUAUACCAGUUCACCUGGUGAAGAAAACCUAUAGAAAUAUGGCCUGGGCCAUAGGAAUUGUGAUGAUCAUUUUGCGUUGGGGAGGAAAAUGAAGUGUGUUGCGUUGGUUAGACCUAGAACCACAGUGGGGGCCCUUAUGAUUAUGAAUUUCUCAAAAUUCAGGCUCAUAUAACAGAAGGUAAUGUUGUUGAUGAACUCUCCCGUGUCUGAAUUGGGAGCAUGGGCUAAUAGCUUCACAGUCAAGGACCCAAAGUAAACAAAGAAAGCAACGAUAAAUAUCAGCAUAGUGACAUAGUCGGUGAUAAAUGGAGAUGCAUUAGCAGAUGUGUACUUCAGUUGGAGUAGCCAUCCGAAAAUUCCCACGACUGGUGAAAAAGUUACACUGGUGCAAAAUUGUCCCAUGAGAAGUGUGACCUUCUUGCCUUGUGCUGCUAUAUAUGGAGAGAAAUAGGAAUGUAUAAUUUUAGAUGAUUGAAAAACAAGCACAAACUAGCUUAGAAAGAAGAUAAUUUAAUUGAGUCAACAAAGCCGAGCUCUACUUACUUUGGUUGAUACUGAGGAUUAAUCGCAUCAUUGAGAUCCAUCUCCGAUCUGUCUA